Molecule: messenger RNA, 468 nt
Organism: Penaeus chinensis
Lineage: Eukaryota; Metazoa; Arthropoda; Malacostraca; Decapoda; Penaeidae
Product: salivary glue protein Sgs-3-like
Exons: 3
Coding region: 1-468 (155 amino acids)
Source: RefSeq, a predicted model, not a curated record
AUGAACCCUUCUCCACCACUCGCACACCCUUCUCCGCCACUCGCACUCUCCACCACUCGCAAAUCCUUCUCCACCACUCGCACCCUCUUCUCCACCACUCGCAACCCCUUCUCCACCACUCGUACACCCUUCUCCACCACUCGCACCCCCUUCUCCACCACUCGUACCCCCUUCUCCACCACUCGUACCUUCUCCACCACUCGUAGCCCCUUCUCCACCACUCGCACGCCCUUCUACACCACUCGUACCCCCUUCUCCACCACUCGCAAAGCCUUCUCCACUACUCGCACACCCUUCUCCGCCACUCGCAUUCUCUUCUCCACCACUCGCAAAUCCUUCUCCACAACUCGCACCCUCUUCUCCACCACUCGUAACCCCUUCUCCACCACUCGCAAAUCCUUCUCCACCACUCGCACCCUCUUCUCCACCACUCGCCUCACUCUCCCGCAUUCAAACUUGGCUCAUUAA